Messenger RNA from Striga asiatica, 669 nucleotides. The record is from the annotation of a GenBank genome assembly. Lineage: Eukaryota; Viridiplantae; Streptophyta; Magnoliopsida; Lamiales; Orobanchaceae.
AUGUUUUUCGGCCGACUGCUCUACCGCAAAGCAGUGCAUUGUCUGGUAUGGCGUACUCGUUUGAGAAGGUUUGUAUCGGAUUGUAAACCCUCACAUAUAAUUGUUGUCCGAGAUAUUGUCUAUCCCAAAUUGCUGACCUCAAAUUCCACAUGCCCUGAUUGUCUAAAGACACUAAUAUUGCAGCCCAUGAUUUGGGAAAUACCUGCAAGAAUGAAUCAUUUUGGAACAGGCCCGAAUUACAUCCUCAUGGGCCGGGCCAAUUUUGCUAGCCCAGCCUGUAAUACCAAUGUAUAUGUGUCUUGUCAAAGCAUCACGAAGAUUGUAAGCCCGCCUGCUCGCUUGAGUCCACUGCCCUUUUCCGAAGCUAAAAAAAUAAAAAUAACUAUGCUUAAAAAUGCUUAUAUAUACAUACGCGACAACCCAGAAGUCAUAUCCGUCGGCAUGCCACGACUGAAGCGUGCCCUCAUUGUUCUGAAACACAAUCUCGACAAAGUCAUGGAAAGUCCCGAGCCUGGGCCCGCCGCUGCCAGAUGGCAUGCUCUGAAUGGAGUUGACGCUGAAAACACCCGAGAUGUUGUAAUAAUCUGCGAGCUUCAAGGGUGUUUCGGUGUUUACGUAAGAAAUGUCAUUUACGGCAUAUCUUUGCUUGCCGUUAAUAAUGGGCGCUGA